Molecule: messenger RNA, 2127 nt
Organism: Panicum virgatum (switchgrass)
Lineage: Eukaryota; Viridiplantae; Streptophyta; Magnoliopsida; Poales; Poaceae
Exons: 7
Coding region: 336-1877 (513 amino acids)
Source: RefSeq, a predicted model, not a curated record
GUCACGCCUCACGCGGACCUCUCCCUCCUCCCUCUAAAACCCCACGAAAUCAGCGAGGGCGAGAAGGCGGGCGGCAGCCGCAGCAGCGAGCGAACACAGCAUCGCUUGUCUCUUUCCCCCCACUUGUUUCAUCUCUCUCUCUCUCCUCCCCUUCUCCCCUCCCGGAGCGCGAGAAAAGCUCGGAUUCCUGGUGGUUUCUCGCACUCCCCGUCCUCGAUCUGGGCGCUCCCUGCUUCCCUGCCUCGCCUCCUCCCCAGAUGGCCGCCUCCCGCUUCCUCUAAAUCUUCCCCUGCAGCAAGCUUCCUCCCCACUUGUUGGCUGUCCCACUGCGGCCAAUGGCGGCCGGGAGAGGGGGCGCCCAGGUGGCGGCGCUGCUGGUGGCGGCGCUUCUCCUCGGCGCGGGCGCUCCGGCCUCCGCGUCUUCGUACCCCGCGAGGGUGGUGAGCGGGUUCCUCUCCAAUGCGGCGUCGGCGGUGGUGAAGCGGCUCUGGUCGCUCAAAUCCACCACCAAGACAGCGACCGGGAGCAAGUCGAUGGUGAAGUACGAGGGCGGGUACACCGUGGAGACGGUCUUCGACGGCAGCAAGCUGGGGAUCGAGCCCUACUCCGUGGAGGUCACCCAGGGCGGCGAGCUGCUCGUCAUGGACUCCAUGAACAGCAACAUCUACAGGAUGGCGCUGCCGCUGUCCCGAUAUAGCAGGCCCAAGCUUGUUGCUGGUUCCCCAGAAGGAUUUCCUGGUCAUGUUGAUGGGAAGGUUCGAGAGGCAAGGAUGAACCAUCCAAAGGCAUUUACAGUGGAUGACAGGGGUAACAUCUAUGUGGCUGAUGCCAUGAACAUGGCCAUUAGAAAGAUCAGUGAUACAGGAGUUACAACUAUUGCUGGGGGCAAAUCAGGCAGAGGAGGGCAUGUUGAUGGACCAAGUGAUGAGGCAAAAUUUUCUACUGAUUUUGAAGUUCGAUACAUUGGCAGUAGCUGCUCCCUUCUGGUGAUCGACAGAGGAAACCAAGCAAUUCGCGAGAUUCAGCUCCACUUUGAUGACUGCGUGUACCAGUAUGAAGCUGGUUUUCCUCUAGGAGUGGCACUACUUCUUGCUGCCGCUUUCUUUGGCUACAUGCUUGCAUUGCUUCAGCGUCGCGCUUUGGGGAUGUAUUCAAAUGGAGAUGAGCAGGAAGCUCCGAGUCCAGUACAAGCUAAAUUAUCAAGCAUUCCACCUCCAUACCAGAAGCCACUGAAGCCUUCCCUUCGCCCCCCGCUAAUCCCUAGCGAGGAUGAACCUGUGAAACAAGAAGAGGAAGAAGGGCUCUUCACGUCAAUCGGCAAACUUGUGGGUGGAGCAAAAUCAUCAAUUGGAGAGAUCUUCCGUGCAGCAUUCUCCAGAAAGAAGCAUGUGAACAUCCAUCAUCAUCAGCUGGGCCUGGGUAGACCAACCUCCUGGCCAGUACAAGAAAGCUACGCCAUACCACGCGAUGAGACCCCACCGCCGCUGGACACGAGAACGCCGACCCCUCGCAAGAACUACGCCUUCAUGUCCAAGGAGCCUGAGAAGAUCCACCACAUCAGGCAUGGCCGGCCGCAGUUACACGGCUGGAACGGAGAAGCUCCUCAGCAGCAGCAGCAACCGCAACAGCCGCAGCAGCAAGUACACCACCAGCAGUACCUGCAACGCCACCAGCAGUACUCAGCCGGACCGCAGACCUUCUACGAGCCGAGCUGCGAGGCGACGAACGAGAUCGUCUUCGGAGCCGUGCAGGAGGCGGACACCGGCCGCCGUGCCGUGGAGAUCAAGGCCGUGAACCACGGCGACGCGCCGCCGUACGAGCAGAACGGGCUGCGCUACCGGAGCAGCUACAGCGUGGGCUACACUGGCCACAACUAGUCGAGGAAGAUUUAUUAUUACCUCCGUCCUAGUGGUUUUGGAGCGUCCUCCGUUAUACUAGCUGUAAGAAAAGGAGAGAGUAGAGAGGAAUCAAGGGAGUACCAGUCUCCUGAUUGACUCGUGCAACGGUAAAAAGCUGGGUUUUGGUAGAAGAGGGUCGUGUUCUUGGUUCAUGGACUCUUUACUAGCGAUGACAUAUAUAUAUGUAUGUAAGUUGAGUAAAAUGGGUUUUUAUCUCGGUCGACGCGAA